Messenger RNA from Nerophis ophidion (straightnose pipefish), 10384 nucleotides. RefSeq names its product desmoplakin-A-like. Lineage: Eukaryota; Metazoa; Chordata; Actinopteri; Syngnathiformes; Syngnathidae. The record is from RefSeq and is a predicted model, not a curated record. Gene Ontology annotation, biological process: skin development; intermediate filament cytoskeleton organization; cell-cell adhesion. Gene Ontology annotation, molecular function: structural molecule activity. Gene Ontology annotation, cellular component: cytoskeleton; intermediate filament; intercalated disc. The coding region runs from base 139 to 9975 and encodes 3278 amino acids. The transcript has 23 exons.
ACAAGCCUGCCGGAGCUUGGGUGCAGUCUGCUCCUGGGAACCUGAGCUGACAGCUGGCAGCAAAGGAAGUGACCUGCAUGGCUUCAAGUCCUGUCGUUUCCCACUCUAUCGUCCCAAGGCCUCGACCGGCUCACCAGAAUGAGUCAGUACGAUUCCCAGAACACACUGAAUCGAAGAAGCGACCUGACCGCCGGGGGGUCCAUCCGCUACUCCCGGAGAGAGUUUGUGCACGGAGGUGGUAAUGGAUACAACUCCAUGGAGAGAUACAACACCUUUUCCAAGUCUUCAGUCGGAGGACUGCCGUUAGACCCAGGAGGAACGGCAGGUGCCAUUAAAGGCGGACUGAGUGGCGUCAAUGAUAUCCACCAAAGAGCAGCGUCCCUUCAAGCCCAGUGCCAGGAGGACUUAAGGAGAGCUGAAUUUGCUCUACAGUCCGGUGAUUCUACAGCUGAUGCAGAGCGCUACAUGUUGAGGGCCAAAGGCACUAUUGAUCAUCUGAAGAACUAUGCCAUGGACCUGAGACAGAUGGGACAGCCACAUGACAAUGUUGUCAAAAGUUGGGAAGUUUGUAACGACCAGUUGAAGGGGGUCCACUUGGCCAUGACUGGCUCCAUGCAGAGGAGGAGGAGUGCUAAAGGAAGCUCUGGGUCCUGGGAAGAACCGGGUCGCAGCUUUCACGAUGCAGUGGCCUGGAUUACGCAGCAAAAGCAUCUGAUUGGAACUUCUUCCUGGGGAGAGGAUCCUCUAGGCAUAGAGAAGCAUUUAAUCCUUCACCAGAGGUUUCACAACUCCAUCCAGAACAGCCCUGAAGUGGAACGAGCCAGGAAUGACUUGGGUAAAAAAGGAGACAAGGGGAAUCUUCAUGCUUUGGAGCAAGAAUGGGACAGUCUACAGAAAAUGUCCUUUGGUCGGCUGCAGCAGCUGGAAGACCUCCAGCAGAUCAUUCAGGAGAUGUCAAAAGAAAUUAUGUGGGUCAAUGACAAGGAGGAAGAGGAGCUCAUAUUUGAUUGGGGGGAAAAGAAUAUUGACCAAUACAUCCCCAAGAAGCAAGAGAGCUAUUCAAAACUGAUGAGCGCCCUGGAGGAGAAAGAAAAGCACUUGAAUAAACUGAAAGUCAGAGUGGAUACCCUCCUGAAGAACAACCACCCAGCUUCAGACAAGAUAGAGGCCUAUAGGGACACACUGCAGACUCAGUGGAGUUGGCUCCUGCAAAUUACCAAGUGUAUGGAUGUGCACCUGAAGGAGAAUGCAGCAUACAACCAGUUCUUUAAAGAGGCCAACGAGACAUACAGAUCCCUCCAGACGGAACAAGAAACCCUCCGUAAGAAAUUCAACCGUGACAAGAAUACAUCACUGGACAACCUGCUGGAGCUACUCAUGGAACUGGAGAGGGAAAGAGAGAAGAUCAUGGAUCACAAAAGGCAAGUUCAACAUCUUGUUAACAAGGCCAAGACCAUCGUCAGACUGAAGCCCAGAAACCCAGAAGAGAAGAGCAGCACCCCUGUCAUUGUCAAAGCCCUUUGUGAUUUUAAACAAGACCAGAAAGUGAUCUGUAAAGGUGAUGAAGCAAUUUUGAAGGGCAACAGUCAGCGCAGCAAAUGGGAGGUUACAGGACCCGGGGGCCUAGAUAUGACUGUACCCUCUGUGUGCCUGAUAAUCCCUCCUCCUAAUCCACUCAGCAUUGGUUUGGCCACCAAAAAUGAGCAGUAUUUUGAGUCCAUCCUUUCUCUCUGGAAUCAGUUGUACAUCAACAUAAAGAGUCUCAUUGCCUGGCAGUACUGCCUUGUGGAUAUCGAUAACAUCAACUUACUCACCAUCUCCAUGCUGGCCUCCAUGCAACCAGAGGAAUACCGCAAACUUAUCAAAAGCCUUGAGACUCAUUAUGAAGAGUUCAAACUGAGUUGCCAAGGCUCGCAGAUGUUUGCUGACGAUGACAAGAGGAGCAUCGAGAGCCAGUUCAAUGGAGCGCAGACCCACUAUGAAACUCUAGUGGUGCAGUUACCUACGUACAUAGAUGCACAGCAAGUAUUUGAACAACCCCAACAACAGCUGUUUUUUGUGCAACUUGCUGCCGAAGAAGACACCAGAGACUUUGAGGAGGAGCAACUGAGAGCAGAGAAAAAAGUGAAAGUGACAAAAACAGAGAAAAAGAAAGUCGUCUCCUCCUCUCGCAGUUUAACAGAGCUGCUCACACUCAGAUUGAAGCUGGAGUCAGCCGAGGGUUUGCUGAGUCAACACAUUCACGUCUGCUUUGGCGACGAUGGGGCCAAAGACUGUAGCCUCAAAAUCAUCCAGCUGGAGGACUUACAGCAUGAUGUCUCCUUGAUACGAGAGGAGUACCUAAGACUUAGGGAGCACAUUAUGAAGGAGUUGGAAAGCAUGAGUGAUUCAGAUAAAGCUGCGUUCCUACAAAGUGAGCUCGGAGUCAUCAACCAACGUCUCAACAGUCUUGAGAGCAGCUCAUCGGCUUACUUUCAGCGGCUAGAGGCGCUCCGGAACUUGCUUCAAAGUAUGGCAUGGACUGAAGAUAUAGUUAAAGUUCAUGAGGCAAGAUUGACUGAGCAGGAGACGACCUCUCUUUUGCCAAGAGACGUAAACGACUACAUGAGGACGCUUAAGAGUAACAGGGAAGAGUUGGAUCAGAAGAUUGAUGUUUUGGCCUCCAUGGAGGCAGAACUGGCCAACGCAAAGCUCUGGAAUGAAGAAGUGGGUGGGCCCUUCCACAGGUGUGACAUUAUGCUGUCCAAAUAUGCCGAGCAGGUGGACCUGCUGUCAGAUCGCUGGAAACGAAUACAGACACAGAUGGACAACAGACUCCAGGAUUUGCAGCGGUAUCUGCCUCAGCUGGAGCACUUCAAGCAAACAAGUCACUCCCUUAGUGACUGGAUUGACAACACUCGCAAAAAACAAGACAUCCUGCGAACGACGAAAAUACAGACCGUUGAAGUUCUGAAGGACCAUAUAAAGAACGAGAAGGCCCUGAAUGCAGACAUUAAAGCAGAAAGGUCAACAGUAGAAAGUGUACUCAAAGACAGUGAUGCCUCUGUGAACUCCAUCAAGGAAUAUGAAACAGACCUUGCAUGUUACGCCUCUGGUUUAGAGACUUUGCUUAACAUCCCCAUCAAGAAGACAAUGCUAAGGUCACCAUCAAUGGAUCUUACUCAGGAGGCUACUCAACUGCAGACUCGUUAUUUGGAGUUACUUACUUUGUCUGACGGCUACUUGAAAUUCCUGGGAGAGCUUCUCAAAAACAUGGAGGAGCUAAAGAUUCGUAGUACUCGGAUUGACCUUUUAGAGGAAGAACUUUGCAUGUUGAGGGAGGAUAUCCAAGACCGCAAUGCCAAGAACAAAUCCCUGGAAGAUGCUGUGUCCCGCUAUCAGCUUGAGCUCUCCCAAUCAAAUGAAAAACUGCUGUCAGUAGAGGAGAUAAAGCGAACUACUGCUUUGCAGUGCAGCGACACAAAAGACAGCUUAGACACCACUCAGAAUCAGCUGGCAGAUCUUAGUGAUCAGGUGACACGUCUGAACUUCUUGCUGGAGGAAGAAAGGAGAAGGAGGAAAUUAGCCGAGGAGCGUUAUUCACAACAAAAAGAAGAGUAUGACUCAGUGCUGAAGAAGCGGCAAACGGAGCUUGAGAAUGUCAGCUGGUCCAAAAUGGAAGUGGAGAAUAGUAUGGCAAACAAAGAUCGUGAGAUUGAACAGCUGCGGCAGAAACUAGCAGCGGAAACGUCAAGGGGUGCAGAUCUACAGAAGGAGAUUUUAAAGACAUCAACCACGAUGCAACUGCGAGAGUCCCAGUAUGGUGAGAUAGUGAAAGAGAGAGAUGCUCUGUUGCUAAAACUCCAGUUGGCAGAGACUGAAAAAAAUGACCUCCAAAGUCAAGGGGAAGACCUCAGACGUAUUAGGCUGUCUCAUGAGUCAGAGCUUCAAAAUAAGCACCGUCUACAGGAGGAGAAUGACAGGUUAAAACGAGAUUUAAGUUACUGGAAGGAACAAUAUGAAACCAAGCAAAAUCUUGCUAGGCAAUAUGAUGCAGACAAAGAGCAUAUGGAGAAGGAAAUUAAUACUUUGAAAAGUGAGAUACAGCGGCUGCUGAGAGAACUUAGUGACAUUGAGGAAACAUAUAAAAGAAAACUGUUAAUCCUCCAAAAAGAACUCACUGAGUUGACUGUUGUCAGACAAACCAUGCAGGAUGAGCUAACGAGAGCUAGAGAACCCCCAACAUUGGAUCCUUCCACUGUGAUUUUUGAUGGUAUCCGUAAACCAGUCACAGCAGCACAAUUGCUUGAUUGUGGUGCUUUGGAUCAAUCAACUUUUAACCAGCUCAUAAAAGGGCAAAUGACUGUCCAUGAAGCGUCUCUUGAUAAAAAGGUUAUUUUAAAAGGGACAGGCCCAAUUGCAGGAGUUAUCAUUGAAAAUCCGGAAGGUGACAGAUCUAUUUCUGGUUUCCCCUAUAAAAUAACUCUCACUGAAGCAAAGAAAGAGUGCCUCUUACCAGCACAUGUGGUUGACCUACUCCUAGAUGCACAGGUAGCGACAGGCCACAUCAUUGAUCCCAGAACUAAUCAAAAGUUGACAGUAGAAGAAGCAUGUCAUCAAGGUAUAAUUGAUGAAGAGGAUCGACAAAGGUUAAAAGCAACAGAAGCAGCAGUGGUUGGAUACAGAGGACCUGCCACGAACAAACCCCUUUCAGUAUUUCAGGCAAUGAAGAAAGGCCUCGUCGACAAGACAACAACAUUGCGCCUGUUGCAAGCUCAGGAGUCUGUCGGUGGCAUACUAGAUCCCACACUCAGUGUGUUCCUUCCUAAAGAUACAGCUAUUGAGAGGAAACUGAUUGACAAUGAUAUGUACUGCAUCCUGAAUCAAAAGCCUGAGCUUUACUCAGACCCAGACAGUGAGACUGAUGUAACUUAUUUUGCAUUGAAAAGGAAAUGUAAGGUAGAUCCACACACAGGCCUGCUUCUUCUUUCAGUACUUAGGAAACUAGACCCGUCUAAAAUUGUCUUUGACGCUCUGCGGAAACCAGUGACGGCCAAGCAGUUGCUAGAUUGUGGUAUUUUAGACAAGUCAACAUUUAAAGAGCUUGAAAAGGGGAAGGCAACUGUCCAAGAGGUGUCCGUUGACAAACACAUCAAUCUCAAGGGAUCUGGUCCGAUUGCUGGAAUUAUAGCUGGAAUUAAAGGCAAAAUGUCUUUGUCAGAGGCCAAAAGACACAAUCUUCUUUCUCAUGAUUGUGCUGAUUUGCUACUGGAAGCCCAAGCUGCCACUGGCCAUGUCAUUGACCCCAUAACCAAUACAAAGCUGACAGUAGAGGAGGCAGUUGCUGCCAGAGUUGUGGACACAAAUGAUCGUGAAAGACUCUUAGCAGCACAGGCUGCUGCUGUUGGCUACAAGGAUGCCAGUGCAGGCCAUCCACUUUCAGUCUAUGGAGCCAUGAAAAAGGGACUUAUUGACAAAAAAAUGGGAAUACGCCUGUUGCAAGCCCAAGAGUGUGUUGGCGGGAUACUAGAUCCCAAUCUCAGUGUGUUCCUUCCCAAAGACAUUGCCAUUAGCCGUAACAUUUUAGAUGUAAAUGUCUGUAAUGCUCUGAACCAGAAUCCAAAGUGUUAUCUUGACGCAGAAAAUGAACAGGAUGUAAGUUACGGAGAUUUGAGGAAAAGAUGCAAGACAGAGGCUCACACAGGUUUGCUACUGUUGCCGAUUACCGAGAGGAAAGACCCAUCCAAACUAAUUUUUGAUGGUGUACGUAAACCAGUCACAGCACGUCAGUUGCAUGAUUGUGGAAUAUUGGACACGCCUUUGUUUACCAAAUUAACAAAGGGAGAGAAAACUGUUCCCCAAGUUUCGGAUGAAAAGCGUGUAUUUUUAAAAGGGUUGGGAUCUAUUGCUGGUGUGUCAGUUGGAUCUUUAGGCAUAAUGUCUUUAUCAGAGGCCAAAAAACAGUUGCUGAUUUCCAAAGAUUGUGCAGAUUUACUGCUUGAUGCCCAAGCAGCAACCGGCCAUAUUAUUGACCCUAGAACCAACCAGAGGUUUACAGUAGAGGAGGCAUGUGCCAGAGGAGUGGUGGACAGAAGAGAUAGAGAUCGACUUCUGGCAGCAGAAUCUGCUGCUGUGGGCUAUCGGGAUCCGAGCACAUCAGAAUCGCUUUCUGUCUUUGAAGCCAUGAACAGAGGAAUAAUUGACAGCAAAACUGGACUACGUCUGUUGCAGGCCCAGGAGUCUGCCGGGGGGGUUAUAGAUCCCAAUACCAGUGUGUUCUUCCCCAAAGACAUAGCAUUGAAACGUAACCUUUUGAAUAAAGACCUUUUUAAGGCUCUAAAUCAGAGUACAGCAUGUUAUCUCGACCCAGACACUGAGUGUGAAGUCUGCUAUGAGGCUUUAAAGAAGAAAUGCAAAACACAGUUCAAUACUGGUUUGAUCAUCUUGCCAGUUGUUGGCAGAAAAGACCCUUCUAAAUUGAUGUUUGAUGGGGUACGCAAGCCAGUCUCAGCAAAGCAAUUGUUUGAAUGUGGAGUCAUUGAUAAAUCUACGUUAGACGAUUUAGUGAGAGGGGAAAAGACAGUCUCUGAGGUGUCUGCUGAAAAAAAUGUCUAUCUGAAGGGAAAUGGACCCAUUGCUGGGGUAGCUGGACAUAAAGGAAAAAUGUCUUUGUUAGAGGCCAAGAAACAAUGUCUUCUGUCCCCAGAAACUGCAGAUUUGCUAAUGGAAGCCCAGGCAGCCACCGGGUACAUAAUUGAUCCCAGCACCUAUCAGAAAUUGACAGUUGAGGAGGCAUGUGCCAAAGGAGUAGUGGAUAUAAAGUACAAAGACAAAUUGUUGGUUGCAGAAGCUGCUGCUGUGGGCUAUAAGGAUCCAAGUAUGACCAAACCUUUGUCAGUGUAUGAGGCCAUUAAAAAUGGACUUAUUGACAGGAAAACUGGUUUACGAUUCUUGCAGGCCCAAGAGUGUGUGGGAGGCAUACUUGACCCUGGGCUCAGUGUAUUUUUGCCUAUAGACAUGGCAAUCAAGCGCAACCUAAUAGAUGCAGACCUUUGCCAUGCUCUAAAUCAGUAUCCUGCAUUCUACCUUAAUCCAGACCCUGAGCUUGAUGUUAGUUAUGGGGUUUUAAAGCAACGAUGUGAGACAGAGCAUCACACUGGUCUUAAAAUGUUGCCAAUUUCCGAAAAAAUUGAUCCCUCCAAAUUGAUUUUUGAUGGUGUCCGCAAGUCUAUCACAGCAAAACAGUUGUUUGACUGUGGAAUCUUGGACAAACCAACAUUAAAUCAACUAAUCACGGGUGAGAAAACUGUUCCUGAGGUGUCUGCGGAGAAAAAUGUUUUCCUUAAAGGUACUGGUGUAAUUGCUGGGGUUGCAGUUGGAUCAUCCAGAAAUAUUUCCUUUACACAGGCAAAAAAAGAAAACAUUAUGUCUGCUGACAGUGCUGACUUGCUGCUUGAGGCACAGGCAGCCACAGGGCACGUGAUUGACCCCCGGACUAAUCAGAAAAUGACCGUAAAGGAAGCAUGUACCAGAGGACUAGUCAGUAAGGAAGAUGAAUCAAAGUUGUUUGCUGCUGAAGCUGCUGCCAUAGGUUACAGAGACCCAAAUACUUCCAGGCUCCUGUCAGCUGGUCAGGCCAUGAAAAAGGGACUGAUUGACAAAGACACAGCUCUACGCAUACUUCAAGUUCAAGAGUGCACAGGAGGUAUUUUAGAUCCGACCCUAAGUAUAUACUUACCUAGAGACAUUGCUAUGGAUCGGAGUCUGAUAGAUGCAGACCUAUACGAGGCACUCGGUCAGUAUCCUGAAUGCUUUCUGGAUCCAGACACUCAACUUAAAAUUAGUUAUUUGUCUUUGAAAGAAAAAUGUAGGAAGGACCAAGGCACAGGGCUUUUGCUUCUCCCAGAACCCAAAAAGCCAAAAACUGUCCAGGGGCUUAGAGACAAGGUAUCUGUGAUAGAUCUACUGCAUGCACAACUUCUGGAACCAUCUGAUAUUGAAGAAUUGAAAGAAGGCAGAUUGAGAAUUCAGGACAUUGAGUACCGCCUGCGCUCCUACUUGGGAGCGUCCACCUGCAUAGCAGGAGUAUAUGAUGAAGCCAGUGAUAAGGUGAUGACAUUUUAUAAAGCCAUGCAAGAUGGACUGAUGCAACCUGGGACUACUCUGAAGCUUCUUGAAGCCCAGGCUGCCACUGGUUUUGUAGUGGAUCCAGUCAACAACACUCACCUGACUGUUAGUGAUGCUUACAACAAAGGAUUGUUCGGGCCAGAGUUCAAGGACAACAUGAUUUUGGCAGAAAAAGCUGUAACUGGUUAUAAACGAUCUGGUACAAAUAAGGUUAUCUCCCUCUUCCAGGCAAUGGAGUUUGGUCUCGUUGAAAAAGCACACGGCAUCCGUAUGUUAGAGGCCCAGAUUGCAAGUGGCGGUAUCAUUGAUCCUGAACACAGCCAUCGAAUUGAUGUAAAUGUGGCCCACCUCAGAGGGUACAUUGAUGAGAAAAUGAAAAAGAUCCUGACUGAUCAGGAUGAGGAUACUAAGGGCUUUAUUGACCCAAAUACAGAGGAAAAGUUAACCUAUACUGAGCUUAAGAAACGCUGCAUUACUGAUAAGAAGACUGGUUUGAUUGUUUUGCCAAUUGCAGACAAAAUAAAACAAGACGCAUCAAUAAAAAACACCACAAGAGAGAGGAGAAUACUUAUUGUGGACCCAGAGACUAAUAAAGAGAUGACUGUUCGUGAAGCAUACAAUAAAGGAUAUAUUGACUAUACUACCUUCAUGGAGCUGUCUCAGCAGGAAUGUGAGUGGGAAGAGAUCACCACCACUUCUCCAGAUGGUGCCAAACGAUUUGUUAUCAUUGACAGGAAGACAGGAAGAGAGUAUGACAUCAAUGAACUGCUUGAGAAAGGAGUCAUUGACCACUCGGUCUUUCAUCAAUACCAGUCACGUAUCAUCACUUUAACACAGUUUGCAGAUAUUAUCACUGAAAAGACUGAGCAUAACAUAUUUCCCCCAACAACUGCGUCAGUUCCAUCUUCCAUGUCCUCAUCCUCGACGGUAUCAAGAAAUGCGGUUUCUCCGUCAAAGAUGACCGCCACAAUACCACAGACUAUUCAAGAGCAAAGCUCUGCAACCAAAAGUGUUGCUCGAGAUUCGACCAAGACCGCGAAGCAAAUGUCAAGUAUUUCGAUCAAACUGGCCUCUCCUGUUGAAAGUGUUAGUGAAAGGGAUCCUGUGGGUGCCAUAUUUGAUACUGAGACUUUAGAAAAAAUAUCUAUCACAGAGGCGAUAAAACGUGGUCUUGUGGAUAACAUUACUGGCCUGAGACUACUUGAGGCCCAGUCCUGCACUGGGGGGAUUAUAAAUCCAGCAAAUGGCCAUCGCAUUGGCAUCCAAGAAGCUUCUCGCCUAGGUAUAAUUAAUGAUGAUAUGGCUACUAAACUCAAGCCGGCCCAGAAAGCAUUUUUUGGCUUUGAAGAUGUAAAAACUGGCACUAAAAUGUCUGUUGCUGAAGCCAUUAAGGAGAUGUGGGUACCUUAUGAGGCAGGCCAGAGGUUUAUGGAGUUUCAGUUUGUAACAGGAGGGCUUUAUGACCCAGAACUUGGCUGUAGAAGGAGUAUUGCGGAUGCUUUGAAAAUUGGCUGGAUCAAUGAUAGAACUGCUACAAAGCUUCAAGACAUCAGUCACCACACAAAGAUUCUAACAUGCCCCAAGAGCAAACUAAAAAUGUCCUAUCAGGAGGCACUUGACAAUUGUCUGGUAGAGGAGUCCACUGGGGUGAAAAUGCUACAAGCAUCAUCUGUCUCCUCCAGAGGAAUAAGCAGUCCUUACAAUGUUGGCUCUGCCCCAGGAUCCAGCACAGGUUCUCGUACUGGCUCACAACGUAGUUCCCGAAGGAACAGUUUGGAUUUAGGCUCCCCCACCAACGUAGUGACCAGUCAUCACAGUCAUACCAGGCUCACCAGCGUCACCACCAGAUCGGAAAAGAACCAAAAAUAGAAUGACUGCAUUUAUAGUCAAUAUCAUUGUUAGUGAUUCUGAAUUCCUGAAAAGUACUUUGAUUGUUGUCAAUAGAAACGUAACCUAAUGAUAUUCUUCUGCAAAAGAAGAGACGCACGAUUGAUGUUUUAAAUUUGCAUGUGAUGGGUGUCUGAUAUUAACACAAGGUGGGCCAAGAAAUGUCUGUUGUGUUGUCAUUUUGUAAGCACUUCUUGUAUUUCAGUAGAAAUUUCCUAAUUUUAGAUUUUAAGCUUUGGUAACAGUUACACAGUGUUUGGAUUUGUUCUGUUUCUUUUUUUUUCUGUGUGUGGCUGUGAAGUUUAACGGUAUAUCUCAGUUUGCUUGGUUUCAUGCAAGUUUAAGUUCUGUAACACUUUCUGAGUAACUCAAAAUAAAAGCUUUAACCUUC